AUGCAUACCCAUAUCCUGCGUCAUUUCGAUGAAUUCCUCCGAAAACCCUUUAAGAGUUUAUUGGCGAAGGGAGGUAGCUGUCGGAAAUUAUUCCACAAUGCGGUUGUGCACCGCAAAAUACGAACACUAUAUGGAGAAAUUCUUCUUCAAUCUCGGAUUGUCCAUAGGGAAGAACCCAAAAAAGUAUAUCGGCGUGUUAUGCAUUAUUACAGCAAUCUCGUGUUUCGGUUUUUACGAUUUCACCAGGUACUGAUUCGGGCGAAAGACGGACAAAGUCUUCUUAGAUUGGAGCACCUUAAGCAAUUGAGUGCGCUAACCCGCGAAAUUGUAACCAAUCUUACAGACACCAAUGGGACGAAUCUCACCUAUUCGGACAUGUGCGAGCCGUAUUGCGAAAAGAACAGCGCGUUCUACACGAUUCUCAAUAUAUUCGAAACGACUGAUUCGAAUUCCUCAUCGAUUGAGAUCACAUAUCCGACAACGGAAAUUCUCGGACGUCAAAUACUUGUGGCGAACAAUCUUUUCAAUAUCACCACCGAGGGGCCUUCCAACAAAAUUGUCGCGUUCAAUUCGGUGGUUCUUCGCUAUUAUUUGACGCAUUCCACCGAAAAACCGAUGAUAGCAUUCGAAGAUAAGCUUGUAAAUCUUCAUUAUGACUCCAACAAGUAUCCGCUUCUAGAAGGCCAAGCGGGCUCCGAUAAUCUUGUAGCCAAAGAAGUCCGCCGCCUCGGUGCAACCACAGCUCCCUAUUUGGGAAUCUCGCUAGUCCUUUUGUGCAUUUUCCUAUCGCUUUGCUCUUUAAAGUAUCGCCGACGCGAUUCCAAGCCCAUCGAAGCGUGCUUGGGAGCUUUGAUUCCAGUGCUCUCCGGAAUCACCACCAUCGGAAUGGUUUCAGCUACCGGACUCGCGUUUCAGAGUAUCAUAGUGAGCACUUUGUUCUUAGUGUUAGCUAUUGGAAUUGAUGAUGUGUUUGUCAUACUUGCUGCGUGGCACCGAACUGACAAAUCGUUGGAUAUCCCAGAAAGAAUUGCUUAUACAGUAAAAGAGGCUGGGUGUUCGAUGACUGUGACAACUAUCACAAAUCUGGUCUCAUUCGGAAAUGGUGUUUUGUCAACAACACCGGUGUUGCAAACCUUCGCCAUUUAUUCAUCAGUCGCCAGUGUUGUUUGCUACAUUUAUCAACUUAUAAUAUUUCCGGCAAUCAUUGCGAUCACGGCACCCCGAGAAUAUCAAAUCGAAGAUGAAAAAAAGUCCUGUCUCCCCGAAGAAUUCUAUAUCGUUGGCAAAAUGUCGGCUGUCGCUGAUGUCAUCUGGAAGAAAUUGGCAGUAAUUGUUGGAUCUUCUUGGAUGAGAAUUCUCACGAUUUCGAUUCUUAUUGGAUAUUGGUAUCUAGCUGCAUUCGGCGUGUACACAAUGGAAACCGAUCUGUCGAUUCAGAAAAUGGCAUAUAAAGAUGCAAGAAUUGUCAAAUUCAAGGAUGACAUGGAUGUCACGUUAAAGGAAAUGCAAUCAGUGGCGGUUCUCGUUCACAAUCCUCAAGAUCUUCGCGAUCCUUCAACAUUGGGACGUCUAAAAAAUCUGAUCUAUGAUUUUGAAACCGCCACCUACAGCUUCGGAGAGUCUUCGACGAUUUGUUGGCUUCAGCCGUAUCUCGAUUUCCUUAACUUCUACACGGAUUCCGAAGAAGAGGAUGCCGUCUCAACGCAUUUCAACUUCACUUAUAAGGAUAUCCCGUCGUUUUUAAGCUCUCAAACAUACUUUAAGCCAAUGCUUCGAAUAAAUGAAGAAAAAUGUUCUGCAAAUGUUCCAGAAUGUGUCGAAUCAUUCAUUUUUACCACCGGUUUUACUACAGUUGUCAAGUGA
This is a messenger RNA of Caenorhabditis bovis, 1863 nucleotides long. The record is from the annotation of a GenBank genome assembly. Lineage: Eukaryota; Metazoa; Nematoda; Chromadorea; Rhabditida; Rhabditidae.